Molecule: messenger RNA, 2379 nt
Organism: Aspergillus neoniger CBS 115656
Lineage: Eukaryota; Fungi; Ascomycota; Eurotiomycetes; Eurotiales; Aspergillaceae
Product: sulfatase family protein
Exons: 4
Coding region: 456-2240 (594 amino acids)
Biological process (GO): phenol-containing compound metabolic process
Molecular function (GO): glycosaminoglycan binding; N-acetylglucosamine-6-sulfatase activity; arylsulfatase activity
Source: RefSeq, a predicted model, not a curated record
UGUGUUCUAGGCUUCGUUUGAGCCGUACCUCCAGACCCUCAGCCAGAACAUCACGAUCGCUUAGGUUGGUGGUGUAGAUGUACAAAGGGGGGUGGCUUGAGGGAGCUAUAUCCAAGUGCCUAGGAUAUAUUCUCGCCUAGUUGAUAAGUAUGUGUACAUAGCAAUUCAUGAAUCAAGUCGAGCAACUCUUCAUCCCAAGAACAGUACGCGCAAUCUACACCCGAUGAUAUAGCUCGUCCCGGAUGGUGGUGAUUUAGCGCCAAUCACGCCAUCCCUUGCAUUUCGCUUGCACGACAGAUCGGCAUCGAGCAUCAACAGGAAUCGCAUUGUCCAAUGGAUGAGUUAAAUGAUAGUAUCUCAAGUGGGGUGGUGGUGUCUUUCAAGGAAUACUCAAAUAAAGAGCAGACCUUCGCUGUCCCGCUACAAUGUAAAUAAACCACAAUAAUACUACAACCAUGAAAGGACUCUCACUUCUCGCCUUCGCCGCUCUGGCGCAGGCGACCACCGACUCCUUUGCAGUAAUUGGCAAACCAGAUAGCCAGAAUGUCCUACAGGACCAUCAUGUAGCUACCCACUCUUCCAGCAGCCGUCCCAACAUCGUCUUCAUCCUCGUCGAUGACCAGGACCUGCAAAUGGACUCCCUCCACUAUACUCCACGCAUCAAUCACUACCUCGCUAGCCAGGGCGCCUUCUAUCGCAACCACUUCGUCACCACCGCCCUGUGCUGUCCUUCACGAGUAAGUCUCUGGACCGGCAAGCAAGCGCACAACACCAACGUGACCGAAAUCUAUCCCCCAUACGGAGGAUACCCCAAAUUCGUCGUCGAAGGCCACAACGAGAACUGGCUCCCCCUCUGGCUCCAAGCAGCCGGCUACUCCACCUACUACACAGGGAAACUCUUCAACGCCCACACCGUGGACAACUACAACGCCCCUUUCGUGACGGGCUUCAACGCCUCCGACUUCCUCCUCGACCCGUACACAUACCAGUACCUUCGUCCUCACUACCAACGGAACCAGGACCCUCCAACUAGCUACGAGGGCCAACAUACCGUUGAGGUAAUCACUAAAAAGGCCCUCGGGUUCCUCGACGAUGCUAUCGCCGGCGACGAGCCAUUCUUCCUCACCGUCGCCCCAGUGGCGCCGCACUCCAACCUGAACAUGACGGACGAGAAUGACACCACGACAUUCCGCUUCUCUCCUCCUAUUCCACUAGAAAAACAUAAACAUCUGUUUCAGGAUGCGAAGAUCCCCCGAACCCCCAACUUCAACCCUGACCAUCCUAGUGGAGUCAGCUGGGUGCGGUCCCUCCCGCAACAAGAUGCUGAGAGCGUUGCCUACAAUGAUGAGUUCUAUCGUGAUAGACUCCGUUCGUUGCAGGGUGUGGAUGAACUCGUCGAGAAGAUAGUCCUUCGAUUGGAUGAUGCGGGUAUCCUCGAUAAUACGUAUAUUUUCUAUACCUCGGAUAACGGGUACCACAUCGGUCAGCAUCGGUUACAUCCUGGUAAGGAGUGUGGAUUCGAUGAGGAUAUUCGGGUUCCGAUGUUUGUUAGAGGACCGGGAGUGCCGAGGGGCGUGGAGGUGAGUGCGGUGACGACGCAUAUCGAUUUGGCGCCGACGAUCUUGGAUAUUGUGGGUGGUGAAGCAGAGGGGGAGCUGGAUGGGGUGGCUAUUCCGUUGACAACAAAGGAGAUUCAUGCUGCGGAUAUGGAUGGAGGCAGACAUGAACAUGUUAAUGUCGAGUAUUGGGGGUGGGCUGGUUUUGAGGGUGCGUUUGGACGGGAUGAGAACGGUGGACCUGCUACCUUUAUCAAUAACACCUACAAGGCUCUGAGACUAAUUAGCCCCGACUUUAACCUCUACUAUUCUGUCUGGUGUAGUGGCGAGCAUGAACUCUACGAUUUGACUACGGACCCCUACCAACUGAAAAACCUCUACCCAAACCUAGCAGCAUCCAAAAUAGGAUCCUACUCCGCCGUCAAAAUCUCCACCCGUCUUGACGCCCUCCUUAUGGUACUCAAAUCGUGCAAAGGAGAUACCUGCAUCCAGCCGUGGCGGACGCUGCAUCCUUACGGCGAUGUGCAUAGCUUGCUCGAUGCGUUGGACGACACGUUCGAUGCGUUCUAUGUCCGUCAGGUACGGGUGCAGUUUGGCUGGUGCGAGCAUGGAUAUUUGCUCGAGGCCGAAGGGCCGCAAGUACCGCUGGCGUAUCGGCAUACGAGGUGGAGUGAUUGGGUUUGAUGCUCUGACUACUCGGAUAAUCUUAAGAAGCAAAGUCAACGACAACAGCGGGGUCUGGAAAAGUACAAAAGUGAAAUAAAGGGCGGUUCGUAGAUAUCAAAUCCCAGAUACCUGAGAGUGAUAUCAUAGAAGAUCAUAU